This is a messenger RNA of Leptosia nina, 822 nucleotides long. The record is from the annotation of a GenBank genome assembly. NCBI's taxonomy places the organism in Eukaryota, Metazoa, Arthropoda, Insecta, Lepidoptera, Pieridae.
AUGGCUUUGCCUACUGCACAGCCAGCUGAAAUCCUCCGCGCGUGGCAAAAGGACGAUCUCUAUGAAAAGAAGCUAGCUGGAUCCCUCGCUAAAUUACUCCCUUCUCAUCAUGCUUCUAAAGCGAUUCCAACAUCAUCUGUUGUUUAUAAAACAUUUACAACGCUACGUGAUCUCCAAACUCUUGGGGAAGAAUACUCUGGAAUUGUUCAAGUCGAUGAUUCCUAUCACAAGCUGCCAACAUUUUGCAGUCGACUUAUGAGCAUACUUUUAUCGGCUUUCGGCGAGAACCUUACGCGGAGUUUACUCCGAAGUGCCGAAAAACAAAUAGAACUUAAUACGACAUUGAAACCAGCUGCACAAAACUUAUUUUUAGUGAUAUUAAAGACACUAGGCAGUAUCCUACCGCAACUUGAAAGUAUACAUAGAGCACUGUCUUAUAUUAAUGGUGGUCCCAUUCAGAUUAGUAAAACUGUGACAAAUAUAAAUUAUGUUCAUGUCAGACCUGCAGCCGCAGCAUAUUAUGCUCAUUUGAGGCUUUUGGGCCUGGUUACAUUACUGCAUGCAGUGAUAAGCUGCGGACAGGGAUUCUACCAGGCCAAGAAACACCUUGAUCAAAUGGCUGACUUUCCCAAUGAAGUGGAGAGCAAUAAAUCAUGUGUAGCAUGUUUAGAGGAGAUUUUACAGCCUUGUGUACUUCAAUGUGGGCACUAUUUCUGCAUGCAAUGCUGUUAUGGUGCUUUGGAAAGUUGUCCUUUAUGCCGUACACCAUUUACGAAAAAUAGUGUUGUGCCUUUAAUGAAUUACACACCAGGUGUAAAGUAA